Trichomonas vaginalis G3 is the source of this 1842-nucleotide messenger RNA. RefSeq lists its product as uncharacterized. The transcript has a single exon. Bases 1 to 1842 code for a protein of 613 amino acids. The record is from RefSeq and is a predicted model, not a curated record. Lineage: Eukaryota; Parabasalia; Trichomonadida; Trichomonadidae.
AUGAAUGAAGAAAAUAGCUUUCAAGUGAAACCUCCUUCAAAUAGUCCUAGUGGACGUCCAAUAUCCCUAAGAAGGAAUGAAAUUAUCCAAAAAGAUGGUCCAGAAAUCCCAUACGUUUGGACUCAGAUUCAAAAAGAACAGAAAAAGAUUAUCGAAGCACCGAAUGAAAGAGCAAAAGAGCAGCAUAAAACAGAUUUAGUUCUUAAAGUUCGUGCUGCUGUUGAUAAUCCAAAAAAAAUUGAAGAAGAUGAUGAUUCCGAAGUUGAUGAUGAUAUUAUUGAAAUAAAAUCGAAAAUUGAUACUCUCUUAGACGAACACAAACAUCGUACACAAGAAAAUGAAACAAAUUUAGUCGAAUUAAGAAUUGUUUUAGAUAAUCUUACAUCUUCAAUAGAUCAAGACUCAGAAAACGAGCAAAUUGACGAAUCAACUAAAUACAUAGGCCAAGUUCAAGAAGGUCAAAACCGUUUACAAGAAUCAAUUAAUUACCUUGUAAAAGGUGCUGCACAGUUAUUCAUGCAGAAAAAUCACGUUAAGAUCGAAAAAUUACGUUCUGAUAUUAACGAUAUCACAUUCUUGACAUCACAAGUUGAUGAACAAAUUCGAAUUAAAAAUUCUUUACUUGAAGAGAAGUUAGAUUCAAUUGCAAAGAUAGAUGCUUCCAAUGCAAUACUCAGACGACGCAUUGAAGGCACUAAGAAUGAAAUUCGCGCAAUAGCUGGCCAAGAUUUCGAAAAUAUUCCAGAACUUGCACGAACAUACAACGAUACAAUGAAGAAAAUACUUGAAGAAGAGACAGAGCUCACAAAACAGCUCUGGAAUCUCCAGUCACAGCUUGAAAAAGAGAAAAAAGAACAAGUUCAAAUGGGAUUACUUUAUCAAAAGGUGAAAGACCAUCCAAUUAGAGUUGCACAACUCACAGAAGAGAUGGAAGCAAAGAUAUCACAGCUCAGAUCUCAAUUAUACGAGAAAGAAAAACAAAAUUCUUUAGAACGCGGCCAAACAGCUCUACAAUACCAAACAGAGACACAAAGAUUAGUAAUGCAAGCAAGAAAGGAAAGAGAAGAACAACUUUUCUCAUUGAAAACGACUCAAAUUCAAAAUUUGCUCCAAGCAGAGAAACAAUCUCGAGAUGAUAAGAUCAGAUUGAUAACAGGAGCCAACUCCAAUCUCAGUGGAAACAAGAGCUUCAAGCAGAAGUUGAUGCAAUUCGAAAAUGAAUCAAAAUCUUUAGUUACAGAUUUCGAAAACUCUGUCAAACAGAUAAAACAAGAUUUCCAACAAGCAGAAAGGCGUGUUAAGAAAGAACAAGAGCAGCAGAUACAAGAACUGGAAGAAAAAGGAAAACAAGAGCGAAAAGGAUUAGAAUCUGAAGUUUCCAUGCUCGAUGCGGCUCUUUCUGCCAAGAAUGAACAAUACCAACACAGUCAAGCCAAACUACAACAGCUCCAGGACCAAUUAACUCAAUUGAAAGAAAAAAUCGCAAGAAUCGAAGUAAAUAACCAACAAUUGGAAAAUUCUCUGUACGGAUCUACCAACAAAACAGAGGAUUUGAUGCAGAUGCUCAUAGAGAACGAGAAGAGGAAGGAAGAAGAGAAGAGACUCAUCUGCAGAGAGUUGAUGGAAAGUUUCUCAAGCCUUGCUUAUUUCAUGGUUUUGACUGGAGAAAAAGAAGGUGAUUGGGUGGAAGAAGCAAAGAUCUGCUACAAAGAGGCAAUAGAUGCAUGCGAAUCAUCUAACAACAUGCAUGUUCCGGUGCCUUUCGAGAGAAGCCGUCCUACACUUCAGGAUGUGUUGAAUUCAAGAAAAUCAAAGUCAAAGAGAAGAAAAUCUUUUAGUUAA